GAUGACCUUGAUAGAGUGAACCAACUUUUGAUGGUAGCACUUGUUCUUGAUCCUCGAUACAAAUUGGGGAAUUUUGAGUUUGUAUUAAAGAGGAGGUUUGAAAACCCACAAGAUGCUACUAAGAAGAAAAAUGAAGUGAAAGAGCUUUUAAUGAAGCUUUAUAAGGAGUAUACUAUCCCACCACCUCCUACUCAAUGCACUAGUGCUAAUGGUGAUACUAGUUUUACUAGUAGUAUUACUAUAACAAGUUCUAGCAAAAAAGGAGGAGGAAAGCACCUUCGGGAAAUGGAAGAAGGUUGGAUAAAAGAAUAUCAAGCAAGUAACACCGUGAUAUUGGAGCAUGAAGUUGAUAGGAUGUGCUUGCUAUUCCCGUAUCAACAGUGGCUUCGGAAUCAUGCUUUAGCGUCCAACGGCAUCUCCGUUAUACAAUAUGAGCCAACCAUUCAAGAAAUGGAGUUUUAUGAAUCCAUUGAGUCAGAUCUUGCAAUUUUACCAGCACCUACCAACUCAAGUUCUUCUACGUUCGAGUGA
Molecule: messenger RNA, 531 nt
Organism: Prunus armeniaca (apricot)
Lineage: Eukaryota; Viridiplantae; Streptophyta; Magnoliopsida; Rosales; Rosaceae
Source: the annotation of a GenBank genome assembly